Messenger RNA from Momordica charantia (bitter melon), 735 nucleotides. Its product is annotated as Cystatin/monellin superfamily protein. NCBI's taxonomy places the organism in Eukaryota, Viridiplantae, Streptophyta, Magnoliopsida, Cucurbitales, Cucurbitaceae. Gene Ontology annotation, molecular function: cysteine-type endopeptidase inhibitor activity. The record is from RefSeq and is a predicted model, not a curated record.
AAAAGCCCCUAAACUUCCUCCCGAAGAAAUCGCCCAAAUUUAUUCUUCAUGAAAUCGACGCUUCCAAUGAAAUCCCGCUCCGCUCCUCUCCUCCUCCUCCUUCUCCUCCCGGCGAUGGUGGCCGCCGUCGCCGUGGCCGCCCGGAAGGGGCCUCUGGUCGGCGGCUGGACGCCGAUUACGGACGUGAAGGAUCCGCACGUUCAAGAGAUCGGGAAGUUCGCGGUGGCGGCGUACAACACGCAAUCGAAAGGAGCGAUCAAAUUCGAUCGCGUGGAGAGCGGCGAAACGCAGGUGGUGUCCGGAACGAACUACCGGCUCGUGGUGGUGGCGAAGGACGGCGGCGGUUCGACGGCGAAGUACCAGGCGAUCGUGUGGGAGAAGCCAUGGGAGAAUUUCAAGAAACUUACGUCUUUCAAGCCGGUCGCCAAUUGACGAGGGGAUCAGUUCAAGUUUCAAGCCCUAAUUUGAGGUUUCUUCUUCCGAUCAUGGUGAUUUGUGGCUUCUGGAGUUUGGUUGUGUGUUAAAUUUUAGUAAUCGUUAAAAUAAAAUUGCAUUAUGCAUUGCAAUUUCUGGGAAAAUCGGCUUCUCGAUUCUGUUUUCUUUGUCAGUGGAUCUCUUUUUUCUCGAACAACGGAUCUUGUUAUCUUAUCUCAAAUUGGGGCAAUAGGUUAUGGGUCCCAUUGUUAUUUUAUAUUAGAAAUUAUGAAAAACUAUUAAUAUAUCGGCUUCUGUGAA